AUGGUGGAGAUAGAUGAGACAAGCUGGCAUAAGUGCCUGAGGAUUGUUCUGGAACUGCUGGAAUCCAAUAUCAAGAAGGCUAAGGCUGCUGCCAAAGCUGGUGCACAAGUUGUGGCUGAGACCAAUCCACUGAUGCCCAUGGAUGUGGAUACCCAGCCCUCUGUUCCUGCAACUUCCAAGCGUCCAGCUGCAGAUUUGUCACCCUGGUAUCCAGGCAAUUGCAAAAACACGAACAACCCAAAAUCCCCCAGUCAGGUCCCAAAAAUGCUGGCUCUUGCCAUCCCUCUGGUCAGUCUUCCAGCUGCAACAGACCCAAAGGAAAGGAAAAAGACCAGGCUGUCAGUCUGCAGUGACACCAGGAUCUGA
Suillus subaureus is the source of this 366-nucleotide messenger RNA. RefSeq lists its product as uncharacterized. NCBI's taxonomy places the organism in Eukaryota, Fungi, Basidiomycota, Agaricomycetes, Boletales, Suillaceae. The record is from RefSeq and is a predicted model, not a curated record. The transcript has 3 exons. Bases 1 to 366 code for a protein of 121 amino acids.